Solea senegalensis (Senegalese sole) is the source of this 677-nucleotide messenger RNA. Its product is annotated as small nuclear ribonucleoprotein Sm D3. Gene Ontology annotation, biological process: RNA processing; spliceosomal snRNP assembly. Bases 136 to 519 code for a protein of 127 amino acids. The record is from RefSeq and is a predicted model, not a curated record. Gene Ontology annotation, cellular component: U2 snRNP; U5 snRNP; catalytic step 2 spliceosome. Gene Ontology annotation, molecular function: RNA binding. Lineage: Eukaryota; Metazoa; Chordata; Actinopteri; Pleuronectiformes; Soleidae. The transcript has 4 exons.
ACCUAUCGAGGCAUUGUGGGAAGGCGGAAAAAGGCUCAAAAAGGGACGCGGAAUCGACGAGAGCACGUUGUACAGUCCAGAGUAAAACGACAAAGAAAACCCGUUCCGACACACAAUCAAGGCAAACCGGUGAAAAUGUCCAUUGGCGUACCCAUUAAAGUUCUGCAUGAAGCAGAGGGCCACAUCGUGACCUGUGAGACCAACACUGGAGAAGUGUACAGGGGCAAGCUGAUUGAGGCCGAGGACAAUAUGAACUGCCAGAUGUCCAAUAUCACUGUAACUUAUCGUGAUGGCCGGGUGGCACAGUUGGAGCAAGUCUACAUUCGUGGCAGCAAGAUCCGCUUCCUGAUCUUACCCGACAUGUUAAAGAAUGCCCCCAUGUUAAAGAGUAUGAAGAACAAGAACCAGGGAUCUGGCGCGGGAAGGGGAAAGGCAGCUAUUCUCAAAGCACAAGUGGCUGCAAGAGGCAGAGGCCGUGGUGGAAUGGGAAGAGGAAAUAUCUUCCAGAAGAGGCGAUAACUUCAUCUGUGUUAAGAUUGUUGCAUUGUAUAGUCUGAGGUUUUUUCUUUUUUAAUUGUUUUGUUUGGAUUGGCUAUCUUUGAUACUGGUUGAAGUCAUGUGAUUUGCAGUUUACUGCUUUGCUUUCAUUUUUUAUGAAAAUAAACAUUUCCAUUUGA